Molecule: messenger RNA, 2782 nt
Organism: Cucurbita pepo subsp. pepo (vegetable marrow)
Lineage: Eukaryota; Viridiplantae; Streptophyta; Magnoliopsida; Cucurbitales; Cucurbitaceae
Product: fimbrin-3
Biological process (GO): actin filament network formation; actin filament bundle assembly
Cellular component (GO): actin filament; actin filament bundle; cytoplasm
Molecular function (GO): actin filament binding
Source: RefSeq, a predicted model, not a curated record
AAGAACAGAACGAACAGGUGUAAUCCAAAUUUGGUGAGGUGUAUAACAGAAACAGCGAGUUUCCAAACAUACCCAAUUCUGUUCUCUCUAUUACCCAUCAGGAACCGCCAAAAAUUCAUCUCAUUUUUGGUCGCCCAUUCCUGUCCUUCGCCUUCUGGGGGGCUCACAUUUCACUGCCUCAAUUCGUUUUCCUUCACAUACUUUGCCCCUUUUCCGCACCCCCCAACAAGCUUAUUCAUCCCUUCUCUCUCCCUCUCUCUUUCUAUCCCUCUCUGUUCUGUUCUCUUCUCUUCUGUUCUGUUCUCGUUGAAUCUUUUCCUUCAUAGUCAAAGAGUGUUCUCCCUUUUUCACCGCUGAUUUUGGUCUGCCAUCGGAUCGUUAAUCUCCGCAUUUAAGAUCUGUGGAGAUGUCUGGCUUUGAAGGCGUUUUAGUUUCUGACCAAUGGCUUCAUAGCCAGCUCACUCAAGUGGAGCUUCGAAGCCUCAAAUCCAGAUUCGUAUCGGCCAAAAAUCAGAAUGGCAAAGUGACGACCGGAGAUUUGCCAAAUAUAAUGAUGAAAUUGAAGGCGUUUAGGGAAAGACAUAGCGAAGAGGAGAUCAGGGAAAUCUUGAUCGAGUCAGAUCCUGAAUUGUGCAAUGAGAUUGAUUUUGAAUCCUUUCUCAGGGCAUAUUUAAAUGUUCAUGGCCGAUCAGCAGAGAAAGUGGGUGUCGCAAAUAACUCUUCAUCAUUUCUCAAGGCCAGCACAACCACCCUUCGCCAUACGAUCAGUGAAUCAGAGAAAACACUCUAUGUGGCUCACAUAAAUAGCUAUCUUCGAGACGAUCCGUUUCUAAAGAAUUAUCUCCCAUUAGAUCCAUACUCAGAUGAUUUGUUUAAUCUUGCAACAGAUGGAGUUCUUCUCUGUAAACUGAUCAAUGUUGCUGUACCUGGGACAAUAGAUGAACGAGCUAUCAAUACCAAAAGAGUUCUCAACCUAUGGGAGAGGAAUGAAAACCAUACUCUUUGUCUCAACUCUGCCAAAGCAAUCGGCUGUACCGUGGUUAAUAUUGGGACACAGGACUUGGUAGAAGGACGACCGCAUCUGAUCGUGGGAUUGAUUUCGCAAAUUAUAAAGAUCCAACUAUUGGCCGAUCUUAACCUGAGGAAGACGCCUCAACUCUUGGAACUGGUCCAGGAAAGCGGGGAUAUUGAGGAGCUUAUUAAUUUACCUCCAGAGAAGAUUCUGUUAAAAUGGAUGAAUUACCACCUUAAGAAAGCAGGAUACAAGAAAACUGUUUCGAAUUUCUCGUCUGACCUGAAGGAUGGAGAGGCUUAUGCUUACCUUCUAAAUGUUCUUGCUCCUGAAUUUUGUAAUCCAUCCACAUUGGCUACCAAGGAUCCUUAUGAAAGGGCAAAACUUGUACUCGAUCAUGCAGAACGAAUGGAUUGCAAAAGAUAUUUGACUCCAAAGGAUAUUGUCGAGGGUUCAUCGACUUUGAAUCUUGCUUUUGUGGCACAAAUAUUUCAGCAACGGAGCGGUUUUGCAGUAGAUGGGAAAAAGGUAGCAUAUGCAGAAAUGAUGGCAGAUGAUGUACUAACUUCUAGAGAAGAAAGAUGCUUCCGGUUGUGGAUUAAUAGCCUGGGAAUCGUUACUUACGUUAAUAACGUAUUCGAGGACGUCAGGAAUGGAUGGCUACUUCUAGAAGUGCUUGACAAAGUUUCUCCAGGGUCAGUUAACUGGAAGCAUUCAUCAAAACCUCCAAUCAAGAUGCCUUUUAAGAAAGUUGAAAAUUGCAACCAAGUUGUACGGAUUGGGAAGCAGUUGAAAUUUUCAUUGGUUAAUGUUGCUGGAAAUGAUAUUGUACAAGGAAACAAGAAGCUCAUCCUUGCUUUCCUAUGGCAGUUAAUGAGGUACAAUAUUCUUCAACUUUUGAAGAAUCUAAGAUCUUACUCUCAAGGAAAAGAGAUGACAGAUAGUGUCAUCCUGAAAUGGGCAAACAGCAAAGUGAAGGGCACUGGGAGAGCUUCUCAGAUCGAGAGUUUUCGGGAUAAGAGUUUGACAAAUGGAAUAUUCUUUCUUGAACUUCUGAGUGCUGUAGAGCCUAGAGUGGUGAAUUGGAACCUUGUUACCAACGGGGAGAAUGACGACGAGAAGAGGUUAAAUGCUACGUACAUUAUCAGCGUUGCACGAAAACUGGGUUGUUCCAUUUUCUUGUUACCUGAAGACAUAAUAGAGGUGAAUCCAAAAAUGAUACUCACUUUAACUGCUAGCAUUAUGUACUGGAGCCUUCAACAGCCUGUUGAAGAAGUGGACAUCUCUCGUUCUCCUGCCACAGCGAGUACUAUCACGGAUAUGUCGACUACCUCGUCCAUCAAUGGUGAGGAUGAGAGCUCCUCGCUCUGCAGCGAAGUUUUGAACUUGAGUUUAGAUGAUACUGCCUCGGAUACGACAGUCUCGUCGGUGGUCGAGAACGAAGGGGAUCUCAUGUGAGGCUGCUACCUCUGAGACCAGUCUCCACCAUUAUAUAUUGUGAAUGAUGGUAUAAGAAUACAGUGAGAGUUGAAUAUAAAGAAGGUGAAUUUGGUGGUGUGUUGAAAGUGUGUGUGGUUGUUACAAUGUUUGUUUGCUAAAAUGGAUGGCCAGCAAAAGGCACAACACAAGCUUCAAACACUCCUCUAGUACUGAAGAAGGAAUCAAAUGUAAAGAGAAGAAAAGGAAUGAAAGAGGUGGAGGGGAUGGGAAUCUAAUAAUGGGCUCAAUCUCAAAUUUUACUCAAAUACUUUUUAUUUAUUUAUUUAUUUA